UGAAUGAACGUAGUAAUUGACGAGUAAACUCUAAGUUAUAGUAAAUCUCGUUGAUAAAGAUGUCGAUUCAAGCAGUCAUUGCAUCGAAAUUUAUUUAUAUUCUUGGAUUAAUUUUAGUUACAAAAGUAGAUUACUGUUAUGGAUGUGGGGUUGGCCGCAGGUUCGGACAUGCCUUCAGUACUCAACCAGAUAUUGAAACUCACUAUCCUAACGCAGCGGAAACAAGUGAGCUUGCGAGUGGUUUCUUUGGCAAAAAACUUUUAAAAAACGAUACUUCUUUAAGGAUAACAAUAAACACACAGAUUAUUUACCAGCAUCAUCGUCUAGAUUCUGAAAGUCGUCUGGCAACAGCGGUUUGUACAGAAGCUUUAUUGUUACUUUCCGAAUCAGUUCAACAUCACUGGUCUGGAGAGUACAAGCUGUAUGUUAUUGAAGGCUAUUUAUCAGAUGCAACAAAAAACCGGGGAUCAUUAUCCCUCCAUUUAGAAGGAAGGGCAUUUGAUUUGAGGCUAGCUAAUUCAGAUCCAAAAAAACCUCGAUUAGCACUAAAUGAUAACAAACAGCUACAACGUUUAGCAGGUUUGGCAUAUUACCAAGCCAAAUUCUCAUACGUCAGCGUUAGACACAACCACGUUCAUGUAUCUUGCCGCAAAAACAACAAAAUAGAGGAGAAUAAAGUUUACAGUCGUUGUUUUCCGGAAACAGCAUACGUUCGUCAUAAAUCUGGAAAGAAAAUUAUGAUGCGGGAUUUAAAAGUAGGAGAUUCAGUUAUAACCAUGAGCCCUUAUGGGAAAAUUUUGUAUAGCGAAGUUACAAUGUUUUUACACAAACAAAAAACAGUUAAAGUGAAUGACUAUAUCAAAAUAGCAACUACGGACGGAAAAAAUCUUGUAUUAAGUUCACAUCAUUUAAUUUUUACGUUGAAUCAAGGAGCAAUUUAUGCUAAAGAUGUUCAACCAAACAUUUAUAUUACCUCAUUCAACAUUGAAAACAAAUUUUUUAAUAAAACACGUGUAUCAAAAGUAAGUCACGUGUCGGAAUAUGGAGUUUAUUCGCCAUUAACCGAAGAAGGAACCAUUAUUGUAAACGAUGUUUAUGUUUCAUGUUACGCCAUGUUUCCGAAUCACCGCAUAGCUGAUUUGACUUUUUCUCUAUGGCGUUUUUUAUUCCGUUACUUUAAAUUUAUAUUGACUUAUUUUGAGACUGAUACAGAAUACCACUGGUAUCCAAAUAUUUUAAGACAGUCAGUCAACUUUUUAAAUAUAUUACCAUAUGAAUUGUAAAUAGAAUAAAUUAUUUAACAAAAAGCCUUUAUAUUUAUCUGAUUAAUAAAUAUCAAAUAGUCAUUUUAUAACUUUUUGAUAUUUAUUACAAUGAGUUAGGCAUAGAGUGUUUGAAUCUAAAUUAUAUAUAAAACUAUAUAUCAAUAUUGUAUUAUAAAAUAUCUGAAUGGAGUUAUUUAUUUCUUAGUGUAUACUAAAUUAUAAAGUAUCUGA
Molecule: messenger RNA, 1496 nt
Organism: Hydra vulgaris (swiftwater hydra)
Lineage: Eukaryota; Metazoa; Cnidaria; Hydrozoa; Anthoathecata; Hydridae
Product: tiggy-winkle hedgehog protein
Biological process (GO): regulation of gene expression; cell-cell signaling; cell fate specification
Molecular function (GO): patched binding; calcium ion binding
Source: RefSeq, a predicted model, not a curated record